AUGAGUAUUAAGAAGACUACUUUCUUCUUAGAGCAAAAAGAAAGAGUGAAACAGAUUUUCCCCAUCUAUCUAUCUAUCUAUCUAUCUAUCUAUCUAUCUAUCUAUCUAUCUAUCUAUCUAUCUAUCUAUCUAAUUAAAAGACUGUCUUUUCUUUCAUUCUUAUUUUUCUUUGCUCAACUUCACCCAUCUUUCCGUGACUCUCCCUGCAUAUUUUUAUUCAUAUCUAUCUAUCUAUCUAUCUAUCUAUCUAUCUAUCUAUCUAUCUAUCUAUCUAUCUAUCUAUCUAUCUACUUACCUACCUACCUCUACCUCCCUACCCCUUCCUUUCCUCUUUGGCCAUUACUUUUUAAAAGUUUUUUUCCCCUCUCUCACCUUAUCUACUUUUUAUUCCCUCUCUCAUCUUAUCUAUCUACAUUUUAUUCCCUCUCUCACCUUAUCUACUUUUUAUUCCCUCUCUCACCUUAUCUACUUUUUAUUCCCACUCUCACCUUAUCUAUCUAUCUAUCUAUCUAUCUAUCUAUCUAUCUAUCUAUCUAUCUAUCUAUCUAUCUAUCAGCUUUUUAUUCUAUCUAUAACACGUUAUUUCAUAUCUACCACACAUCGACCCCGACACCAGUUCUUGCCCCCACUGCUGUUGCACUCCCACCCACUCACCGACCAACACAACCAACACACUGCCUCUUAUUUCUUUUUACUCUUCUUCUAUUAAUUAGAAAGAGAUUUCAAAAGGUCGUUCACUUACUCUCCGACCACACAGACACCAUCAACUCAAGAAAGAAAAAAUCUUUUUCUUUUUCUUCUUCUUCUUUUAUAACAUCAGCAGUUGUAGGCUGCAGGGGCUGGUAUGUUGGUUUUCACCUCUUCAGGCCAACUUUGCUCUGUAAAUUCCACGAUCAAUGGCCGGACCCUCUUGCACACAGACUAUCUCUAUUUUACCUCCCUCGCCCUUCAGAACGUCCUAUACUUCAACCCUGCGCCCAAACCAUUUCUACUUACCCAGUCCCGACCCCAAACAUAUUCUUUCUUUUCUUUUCUUUUCUUCCACUUACAUUUUUUUGCUUCUGUACAUUUUAUUGUUUCUGCCACUUCUUUGUCUUCCUUCAGCUCUGA
Molecule: messenger RNA, 1110 nt
Organism: Acanthosepion pharaonis
Lineage: Eukaryota; Metazoa; Mollusca; Cephalopoda; Sepiida; Sepiidae
Source: the annotation of a GenBank genome assembly